This is a messenger RNA of Protomyces lactucae-debilis, 3840 nucleotides long. RefSeq lists its product as uncharacterized. The record is from RefSeq and is a predicted model, not a curated record. The coding region runs from base 82 to 3729 and encodes 1215 amino acids. The transcript has a single exon. Gene Ontology annotation, biological process: DNA repair; mitotic sister chromatid cohesion. Gene Ontology annotation, cellular component: chromatin; nucleus. Lineage: Eukaryota; Fungi; Ascomycota; Taphrinomycetes; Taphrinales; Protomycetaceae.
CCACACAACACGCGACUGCAUCAAGCCCAGGACUACGAAUGCGCAGCGCCCAAAGCCUGGCAACGAUCUGACGCACAACUGAUGGCUCGUUCGAAGCUGAAAGCUGAACUUGCUUGGAACCAAGUCAAGUCCCUCAAUGUUGGAGAGCUUUUGAAGAAAGUCAAGACGCUGGCCACUCAAUUGGCUGAACUGAACCAAGACCAAAUCAGCCUAGACACGUUGAGGCCACUUGCUGCACAAUUUGCUACUGGCGAAUUGCUUCAGCAUAAGAAUAAGGGCGUGACAGCCUAUGCGGCAUGCUGCGUGGCGGACAUUCUACGCCUCAGCGCGCCCGACGCGCCAUUCUCGCAAACUCAGCUGAAGCCCGUCUUUGAAUGUUUCAUCAAACAGCUGAAAGGCUUACAUGACCCCGAAGGCCCCUACUACCCUCAAUACUACUACUUGCUGGAGAGUCUCGCCACAGUUGAAAGCAUUGUUCUCGUGUGCGAUUUGCCGGAGAAGAGCGAAGCUCUCGUCGCCGACUUCUUCGAGGCGCUUUUUGCCACGAUCCGCGAGGACCAGCGUAAAAACACAGAGGCUCACAUGAUCAGUAUUAUGUCGCAACUAGUCAACGAGGCUCCGAUAGUGCCAGAGAGCGUCAUCACACUUUUGCUCGACCAGUUCCGACAGUCAGAAGUAUCUAAGAAAAGAACAUUUUCAAAAGCGCGGGCCAGUCGCGAAGUUGCCGCUGCAGUCAUGAAUAAUUGCGCCGACAGGUUGCAGCGCAAUGUGUGCCAGCAUUUCACCGAGGUCAUUUGCGAAGCAGCCAAGCGAGAAAAUGACGCCGACAACAAGAUUGAAAGUUUACAUCGAGUGCACGAUCUCGUGCUCGAGCUGUUUAGAUUCGCACCGACUACUUUACAGAAUGUCAUCCCGCAGCUUGAAAGCGAGCUGAACGUCGAAAAUACUGAGUGUCGAAUCGUGGCCACAGCUACUAUCAAUGCAAUGCUCUCGAGCCUAAACGGAAUGCUCGUACUGACGCAGUAUCCGUCAACAUUCAAGUCUUGGACGAGCCGGCGGAAUGAUAAAUCUGCUCAAGUCAGGACAACAUGGGUUAAGGGAGUAGGCCAAAUUCUACACAGUGCACCAGGAGCCUCUCGAAUCACUGAAGUGGAAAAGGUAUGCAUUGAUGGCUUGAUGACAAAAUUCAUCGAUCUUGAUGAGAAGGUACGCAGCGCUGCUUGUGAGGUCGUUGGAGAGAUGCCUUACAGCGUUGCCAAAGAAAGACUCACCGCUGCUGUAUUGGCUCAAUUUGCUAUACGAUGCCGGGAUAAGAAGCAUGCUACGCAAGCUGUCGGCUUCUCCACUAUCUCUAAGCUUCUCCACUCAGCACUACCUGAUAUCGCUGGUGGGAGCAGGCUAGCUAAGGACAAGUUCGGACCACUGGUCAAUGAUCUACUCCAUUGCAUGUACAUCAACGAUCUGGAAGUCAGCGCGAUGCUGGAAGAAGGACUCCUGGACUCGGUUCUAGAUGUGGUCAACGAUGACGAUCAUUCAAGGUGCCUCCGCCUCAUGGAAAUGGUUUCCCUGGCCGACGAUAGGGCACGGAAAGCACUUUUCGUUAUUAUCGGCACCAGGCAGUUGCGCAACAGCCAGCUGUUGUUCAAGUAUAUUCAGAUAUGCGACAAAUACAAUGGCGGCGUGAUGGAGAAAAAUCGAGAACAGAUACUCAUGCUUCAAAGUCAAGUGCACAACGCUCUUGCUGCUCAAUUCGCGGAUUCGCAUGCUGCUGCAGAGGACUUGCUGCAAUUUGCAAGACUCAACGACCGGAGAUACUACAAGUUGAUUCAUGUGUGCAUUGACCCCAGCAGUGACCAUCGAGCCAUCUGCAAGGCCUAUUGCGAGUUCAAAUCGCGAAUCGGCAAAACCUCGAGCCGCAUGGCAGCUACAAUGAUAACAAUUCUACGGAGGUCGGCGUUCCUUGUCUUGAACCGCAGUAUCAUGCCUGGCAUCUACACGGCUGCUACGAGCAGAGCUUCGUAUCACGCUCUGGCCGCACAAGAAUUGCUGAAAGUGAUCACAAAUUCGCACUCGAGCAUUUAUCGUGCAUACCUUGAACCAAUCAUCGAAGACAUCAAGGCUGAGGGCGUGUCAACGGCACUGGACAAUCUCAGAGCUUUUGCCAAAUUCGCUCGAUCGAAUGAAGAUGCGCUUCCGGAGGACCCUGAUUUUGCCAAAGUAUUGAAGCGCAUUGUGUUGGAAGGACCAGUUGCACACGUGAAGCAGGCGGUCACUAUUCUAUGCAGUAUGCAGUCGAGAGAUGUGGUGGCAAUAGACUUGAGCCAGAUCAUCAUGUCCAACCUAGUGUAUGGCGAAGACAAUCUUUUGCAGUCGCUGUCUGCUCUUGCACAGCUGAGUCUAAUGGCAGCGCAGCCAAUCGAGAAGUGGGCCAAUGACAUCAGUGCUUUCUGCUUGAAGGAGUUGCUGCUCAAAUCUAGAACUCAGGUCGACGACGAUGCUGACCAGGAAUGGGUUGGCGAUGACGCUCUGGAGGACGAGUGCAAGGCCAAGUGCUUGGCUAUCAAAAUUUUGGGCAAUAGACUACGAGCGUUCAAUGCAGCUGAGACAGCUGCGGAGAUCGCUCGUCCAGUAUUCAAAGCUCUGCGCUCUAUUGUGGACAACGCUGGAGAGGUUGUGCCAGACAGCAAUACGCCUCGUCACCAUCGGUCGCGCAUCAGACUUGAGGCAGCGAGGAUGAUCAUCAAGCUUGCCCAAUUUCCUGUCUACGAAAAGUUGCUUGGAGCUCGCGAUUUCAACUCAUUUGCCCUUUUUGCGCAAGACCUGGAGUACCAUGUCCGCACCGCCUUCUUGAACCGACUACAAAAAUCGCUCGUGGCAGGCAAGUUGUCUCCGCGCUUCCAUGUGAUUCUCUUUCUCGCAGCACACGACCCGGAUGUGGCUUUGCAGCAUCAGGCGACGCAAUGGGCAAAAAACAUCGCCCAUAACCACCGCAAUCAAGAGUAUCUCAUGGAGUCCAUGUUGCCACGCUUAGUUCAUCUGCUGGCUCAUCACCCCGAUUUCGCUGUUGACGACCGUGAUGACAGCGACUUGCUCAAUUUUGCCGUUUAUUUCAGCUUUUACUUUGAUGCCAUUGUGACGGAGGAGAGUCUGACGCUUGUUUACCAUUAUGCACAGAGGCUCAAACAAGUGGCCGAUGCCAUCAGUGAAGACAACUCCGAGGUCGGUACACUAUUUCUUAGUGAUGUUGCUAACUUGCAGGGUCUACAUAUCCUAUCUGACGUGGCUGAGGCGGUUUUCGCGGCAAAAGCUGAGCACAACAGUUGGCCACUGCAUGCGUAUCCAAAGAAGCUCAAGCUCCCUACUGACUUGUUCUGUGCUCUGCGCAGUACAGUCGAAGCUGCCAAAACACAGACCAAUUCUUUUAUCAGCGGGGAACUUCGUGAUGCUAUUCGCAACAAAGUAGCUCGCCUGACACGGCCGCGCAUGGCAACGAGUUCCCAUCAAACUGCUACUCUGUCAUCGCCAGCCAAGGUCGCAAAGAUCAACAAGCGUAGCACACAAGUGGAGGCGAAAACAGAAGCCAAGGUAUCAAAGCGGCACAAGCCUGCCCUGCCAGGUACUCUGGCUGCUUCAGCAGGGCGUCGAACGAGCGGUCGAGUCAAGGCUUCCGUCGCGUAUGCAGAAAGCGAUCGCAAAGAGAGCGACUUGCUCAGCGCCGCGUCUGAUUGAGAUAGCGGACGAGGUAUGAAUAACAGCAAGUCCUUUUCCUAUCUCCCGGGCUACUCAUGGCAUUGCUAGAUUUCUCUCACAUACCAAAUACUCGGCUUACGUAAAUUUCGC